Messenger RNA from Mycotypha africana, 779 nucleotides. RefSeq lists its product as uncharacterized. NCBI's taxonomy places the organism in Eukaryota, Fungi, Mucoromycota, Mucoromycetes, Mucorales, Mycotyphaceae. The annotation marks the transcript as partial. The transcript is spliced from 2 exons. The record is from RefSeq and is a predicted model, not a curated record.
CAGCGAAAAAGUAUAAAAGGGUGAUAAAUUUCGACAGAUAGACCAUCCACCUUUACUUAAUACUUCGAAUUUCUCUAUUAAAUGUCAUUUGGCCGCUUCCCUAUCAGCUAUUUCAGUUCUUCUUCAACUCAAGUUAGCCGUACUAAUGCUUCUGGCUCUUUGGCUUCUUCAUCCUCGGAGGAAUCUAUUCGUUCAGUCCUUUCGGUGAGCGCUAUCUUAAUUAGUUCGGACUCCUCUUCAAGCAGUAACGUAUCAAAUACCUUUGGCCAUAGAACACAUUUUGCUCGUUACUUGGGCACAACAUCUGAUUCCUCAGACUCUCCGGAAUUGCAAAGCUCGUCUUCCGAAGGAGAAGUGUUGUACAGGGGCCAUCGUCUUCGUCAGCGUAGGGAUCGUCGUAUUGUGUCUACUGAAAGCGAGGUGGAAGAAAUAGAACCAUCUAGUUUAUCUUCAGCAAGUGAUAGUCCUCCUCAACGUAGUCAAGUUCCUCAAUCAGCUGCUGGAGUUCCUUUGCCCGUCCCUCUCACAUUAGAAGAAAUAGGGUCUAUCUUGUGUUGGUCUAGACGAGUGUCAAGAGUCAUUCCUUCUGACGUGCAGUUAUUCGCUUUGAUAUAUGACAAAGAUAGUGCUGUUAGGUUUCUAAUGGAACAGCGAGUACUUUAUGAUUACAAUCGGGAUGAUAUGACUCGAGCUGAUAUGAUUUGCGAUGGAGGGGAAAGAAUGAAGUUUACCUACAACGUAGAUCGUGGCUAUAUAUGGCGUUGUCAUAAGUAUGGUUG